Molecule: messenger RNA, 956 nt
Organism: Thamnophis sirtalis
Lineage: Eukaryota; Metazoa; Chordata; Lepidosauria; Squamata; Natricidae
Source: RefSeq, a predicted model, not a curated record
CUCUUUCCCUUCUAAAACCAAAUUGGUGGGGCUCCCUCUGAGCGGCGAGCUCCUGACAGGGCUAUAGGUUGCGAUGAGCCGGGAGGGCGGAGGAAAGAUAUAAAUGCGGCGGGGAGGGAAGCCAAGGGGAUUAGUUGAGUCGUCCUCCUCAAGAAGCGAAGCGAGAAGAGCGCUCGAGCGAAGCGGGUAGGCUGAGAGGCAGCUCCUGGAAAAGCCGGGUCGGGAUGAAGGCUGCGGUGUGGGUACUGCUGGGCUGGAUGCUGAGCGGGAAGAGCUUCCAGGGAGAAGCCCAGCCGCUUAUCAAAUGCUAUGAAGAAGAUGGGCCUCAUCCUGAGUUGGAACAAGAACAUAGAUUCACACCAGCAGAUCUUUUUAAUAUCAGCAUCAAGAUUGUUGAAAUUCAAGGAAUGUGUAACUUCAACAUAACUUGGAUCCUUAAUGCAGACGCUAGUAUACAAUACUUGAAGGCAACCAAAAUAUGUGAAUUAAAUCAAGGCUGUAUUCGCUGUGACUACUUAGAAGCAUUUCAAAGUCAAACCAAGUCUGAGCAUCAAAAAUGGCAAUUCAACUUUGUUGGAUUCUCUCUAGAAGAAAAUACUAAUUACUUCAUUGAUGUUUACAACCUUCCACCAACAAAUAUAAAUGAGGAUCAUUCAAAAACACAGAUACAGCUAAUUUCUCCAGACUGUGAAGAUAAUAGCUUGAAAUAUUGCAAAAACUGUAUAGAAAAAGGGAGUUUAUGGAAUCCAAAUAUAACAAUAUGUAACAGGGAAUUUGAAAUAGAAGUGAAUUUUACACCUAGUAACUUUUGUUCUAAAUAUAAAAUACAUCUUUGUGACUCUCAUGAAUGCGAUACUUCAAUUCUUCAUGUUGUGCCUUCUACCAAGGGUAACAGUAAUAGAGUUUCUGAAAAAAUAAGAAUGAAUGAUCAAGAAGGAAAGAUGAUAUUUAAAGAG